AUGAAUAACUACCGUGCCAAAAACACCGAAAAGUGUCCGGACCAGAUUUCUGAAGAUGCAGGUGGACGCCCCCCGUUGUUCAGUAGUCAUUCUGAAUGUACUCCGAUUAGUCAUCAAAUUCAUCGGAAGCUUCCGUCGAUGUCCAUUGGACGCAACUAUAGACUACGACUCGAUAAGAAAUUACGCGAAAUCAACAAGUUAAACGAAACGACUAUGAGUAUUAAGAUAUUAGACGAAGAUCGUCAUCUAUUACAUUGUCCACGUCAAAAAAGCAAAUCCAAAAUCAAAAAACCACAUAAGACGAAUACCACAACUCCAGAUUACAAAUUUCCCGGUGUCGUGCCUCUAGCGGAUGUAUUGUCCGGAAAAUAUCACAAAAAUAAAGCAAAGCAGAGGGAGCAAGAAAAAAUCGCAAAGAAAAUUAAAAAUACUAUGAUAAAAGCACAGAUAUUACCUACAAAUUUUAUCGGACCAUCAUUACAUGCUUGUAACGCAAUGAGUCCAGAUGAACAAUUGAAUGUAUUGAGAGGUAUGUGGAAAAAACAAGAAAACGUAGAAAUCAGCAUGCGUAAAGAAGACAUUGAAACGAUUAAGUACUAUUUGAACGAAGGUAUACCUAGUGAUUUUUAUAAUCCGUUUCCAGAACAAGUAUUAGAAAACAUAAAGGAAAAUCGUAUUGAACCGAAUCUAUUAAAAAAGUAUUAUUUUGUGACGGCAUAUAUGGAAAGUGAAAUACGACAAAAUUAUGACACUGCUUGCAAAACAAUAAUCCUAAAUUAUUUACUGAUGGAUCCAGAUGAACUAAAUAGAAUUGGAAUAACAAAUUAUUAUAGACCUGAUUAUUCUACAAUGCAAAUCAGAGGUCCGAUUCCGUGGCACCAAACAGCUAUUACUCAGAGGGAUCAGCUAAGGCAUAAUUUAUAUAUUUUUAAUGAUACUAUUUUAAUGUUGAAUACUAUAUGGAAAAAGUAUUCUAAAGGUUAUAUUUUUUCAAUAGAAAAUUUAAAAAAAGAAGGAUUGCCUAUAACCCCAAGCUCCUUACAAGAUUUUUUGGAUAAAUCAUGUGAUAAAUUUCGGAACAAAUUAGUAAAUGAGUGGAUUGCGGAAUGUGCUGAGUUAUUUCUGAAAACAAAAGAAAGUUAUCGAGAUUUAUUACUAACACAUGGGAUAAAUGAAACAAAGUAUAAAAUUAAAAAGUUUUUUGAUUGUGUUGCCACUAUUAUGUCCAGGCAGUUGAGACAAAUUGUAUUUAAGUCUUUGAAACAAUUCAUGAAGACAAUACUUGAAUAUAAGAACGGAAAUGUAAUAGAUUCUGAAUAUAAAGACAAAAUGUUCAUAAAUCUGCCAUUUUUUAUUCUACGAGCAGUAGUUCCUAACCAAAAUUCAAUUCAAAUAUCAUUUGAACCUACGCGUGAAGAAUGUUUAAAUCUUUUAUUGUCAAUCCCGAGAAAAAUAAUUAAAACAGUACAAGAUAUACCAAGAGUUGAACAACUACUGUUAACCAAACAACUGAAAGGUGAUUCUACUAUGGUAUUAAAAAACAUUUAUGAAACUGAAGAGGAUGUUCAAAAUAUGUUAAUUGAAGUUGGUAAUGUUCUAGAAAACAAUUUUCCAGGGCCAGAAACUUACAUCACAUGUUAUAAAUCCUACUACUAUUUGUUGAAUGGUACUGAAACUAAAGCCUUCGAUAAAUUUUUUUCAAGUGAUCCAUUUCCAUUAUUGAAUGAAUUCAAUGAAUGGGUCAUCAAGUUUAUGACUAUAAAUGAAGAUAUUCUUAAACUUAGAGAUCGAGUGGAAUUAAAUUUAAUAACAUUAGAUGUAUCUGAGCAAAUUAUUUCUGGGUAA
This is a messenger RNA of Acyrthosiphon pisum (pea aphid), 1845 nucleotides long. Its product is annotated as dynein heavy chain 3, axonemal-like. The record is from RefSeq and is a predicted model, not a curated record. Gene Ontology annotation, molecular function: dynein light intermediate chain binding; dynein intermediate chain binding. Bases 1 to 1845 code for a protein of 614 amino acids. Gene Ontology annotation, biological process: microtubule-based movement. NCBI's taxonomy places the organism in Eukaryota, Metazoa, Arthropoda, Insecta, Hemiptera, Aphididae. The transcript has 12 exons. Gene Ontology annotation, cellular component: dynein complex.